Molecule: messenger RNA, 4428 nt
Organism: Cimex lectularius (bed bug)
Lineage: Eukaryota; Metazoa; Arthropoda; Insecta; Hemiptera; Cimicidae
Product: leucine-rich repeats and immunoglobulin-like domains protein 3
Exons: 16
Coding region: 344-3346 (1000 amino acids)
Molecular function (GO): protein binding
Source: RefSeq, a predicted model, not a curated record
ACUUUCGUAUUUAUUAUUGUGCUCGGUGUCGGUGAUGGCUGUGAGUUUGUUCCGUGCUCGAAUCAUCCGUUUUUCCGAAGUCGAUUUCGAACCGGGGGAUCAAACGGUUUGACCGUUUCCGCCGUGAAAUUACCGUCCCAGUCGAAAAAGGUGGCCCGCGACACGUUGAAAUCGAGACGGGCCGGCUCUCAAAGUCGAAUUAUGUGUUUACAACUCGACCCGCGGACCAAAACAUUUACGACGGCCUCCCGUCUACGACAAAAGGACGAGGAAGGACUUUUAUCGAAAACGGCCGCCUGAUAUGUUUUGACGAGACACGAUAAAAAAAACCCUUCGAGCUAUAAUGAGAGUGUCCCUCAUUGCACUCUUCGUAUACGUUUACUCCUUAAAAGGGAUCCGCACCUCGGUAAAAUGUCACAACCAGUGCAGUUGUCUGGAGAGCUACGUCGACUGCAGCGACAAACAGCUCACAGGCAUUCCAGACAGCUUGCCCAAUUGGGCGAAAAUACUAGACUUGAGCAAAAACAGCCUUCACGGCCCUAAUGUUUCUGAAGCGCUAAGUCAUUAUCAAGAGUUAAAUGAAAUCAAACUUGAUCACAAUGAAUUUACUUUUAUCCCUAUUGAAAAUACAAUGCACAACCUAAUUUCUUUUAGCAUCACUCAUAAUAAAAUAAAAAUGUUUCCUGAUCAUUUUUGGUCCAAUGUACCGAAGUUGAUUAGUUUAGAUGUUAGUCAUAAUGAGCUCAGCAUCAUCACUCCAGGCAUGUUAGUUAAGUCGGCUAGCCUUACGACAUUAAAAAUUGACAACAACUAUCUGAUAGACAUACCUAUAGCAGAUCAUGUAGAAAGUCUUACUACCCUUAGCUUGGCGCACAACAAAAUAAGUCAGUUCCCACCUAUGUUAUGGGAAAAUCUUCCAAAACUUUCAAACUUUGAUAUCAGCUACAACGAUUUAACUGUUAUUGGUCCAGAAAUGUUUUCAAAAGCAACUCAUUUAUCUUCACUAAAUUUGAACAACAACAAAAUUUCAUCUAUAAAAAAUGGAAGCUUCAGUGCGAUGAAUAAGUUAACAGAUCUUAAAUUGUCAAAGAACAACCUGCUACAUCUGAAAAAAGAAACAUUUAGAAACCUUACCAAUCUAAAAAAACUCGAAUUAAACAAAAAUGCCUUAUCUACAAUUGAAGGAUUAACGUUCAAAGGUCUAGACAAGUUAAUUGUUUUAAAAAUCAGACAGAACCCUAUAACUACAUUGCAAGAUGGUGCUUUUUGGGGACUUCAUAAGCUUCAGAUUUUAAAACUGGAUCACAAUGACAUUAAAACCAUAUGGAAAGGGUGGACAUAUGGACUUGAAUCGUUACAAGAAUUAUAUCUUAGUCACAACAAAAUUCAUAUGAUAUACGACGAUUCUUUAGAUGCUUGUAAACACCUUCUUCAGUUGGACCUUUCAAACAAUGAGCUCACUGUGAUAAAACCAUCGUUUUUCAAAGGUUUAGAAAAACUAAAAAAACUAAAACUUGAUGGAAAUAAAAUAUCAACUAUCGCUGAAGGCGCUUUUAUUUCUACACCAUCUUUAGAAGUUUUGGAAUUGAAUCAUAAUUGUAUUAAUUGGAUUAUUGAAGAUAUGAGUGGUGUUUUCUUUGGCUUGAAACAUCUUAAAAAGCUUGGAUUAGCUGCUAAUCAAAUCACAUCAAUUAAUCAAAAAGCAUUUGUGGGCCUAACUAGUCUAACUCAAUUAGAUUUAAGUAGUAAUCUUAUAAAGACGAUUCAGGACAACACAUUCGGCCACAUGCCUUUGUCUGUUUUGACGAUGAACACAAGCAGUUUACUGUGUGAUUGUAACCUUGUUUGGUUAUCUAAUUGGAUCCAGGCUUCAUCGUUGAAGUUUUCCAAUGCUUACUGUGAUUAUCCAGAAGCCCUCAAAGGCAAACUACUUGUGGACAUCCCCAUUGAGCAACUCCUUUGUUUGGAAAAUGAUAGCCCUAAACCAAUAAUUACCGAAGGCCCGAAAUCAUCUGUUGCCGUAUCUGGCAAAGAGGUCAAAUUAUCUUGCCAUGCUUCCUCUUCUUCGAACUCAUCUUUGAAUUUCAAGUGGAAAAGAAACAAUGAUGAUGUCACUGUUCAACACGCUACAGCCAUAAACAAUACAUCUUAUCUCAUAUUUUCAAAUGUCGAGUUGUCACAUGCUGGGAAAUAUCAGUGUAUUGUUUCUAAUCGUUUCGGAACAUCAUAUUCUGAGAAAGCUACCCUCAGUGUUCUAGUUAUGCCUGUAAUGACUAAGAAACCAGUGAAUGUAACAGUAAGAGCUGGCAGCACAGUUAAAUUAGAAUGUGCUGCUAGUGGAGAACCAAUACCUCAAGUUGGCUGGAGAAAAGAUGGUGGCACGGAAUUUCCUGCAGCUCAAGAAAGAAGGAUGCACGUUAUGCCUACAGAUGAUGUAUUCUACAUUGUGAAUGCCAAGCCGACCGAUUCUGGCUUGUAUUCUUGCAUAGCAAAGAACGCUGCUGGAACGGUUAUGGCAAAUACAACAUUGACAGUUCAUGAAGCCCCUUCUUUCAUCAAAAAGAUGGAAGACAUUGAAGUCGGUAUUGGGAAAACUACAGUGUUGGAAUGCAUGGGUAGUGGCUGGCCUAAGCCUAAACUUCGUUGGUGGAAAGAUGGUGUCUCAAUUACCCCUGGCCAUAGACAUAUUCUAACAGCUGAUGAUCAACUUUUAAUAAUAAUGGAUGUAAAAAGUGCCGAUGCCGGAGUUUAUCAAUGUGAAAUUACUAAUUCACUCGGAACGGAAAAAUCAACAGCCCAGUUAGUCAUUGCACCAGCAUAUAGUGCCACAGCGGACAACAUGACUGGUGUUAUUAUCAUAACUGUAGUUUGCUGUGCUGUAGGAACUUCUGCUAUUUGGGUUAUCAUUAUUUAUCAGACCCGGAAGCGAUUUCAAAUAAAUGAAAUGGCCAAACCGGUUGGUAAGCUAACCCAUUUAGAUAAUAAAUCAGAACACUCUGCAUCUAGCAAAGACAGCGGUACAGGUGAUUCCACUAAAAGAAGUUCUGAUGAGAUCAACAUAGAAAACAGUAGAAAUCUUAACGAGUACAGAGUUGAAGGACUGGAUAUAGUCGAGGCAUCAUUCCCCUUAUUGAGUAGUGGAAAAAAUAUCCAUUCGAUCGAGAACGCAAACGACUGUUGCUGCAAUCAUUCACAAAGGCAGCAUACCAGGAAUAAUCAUGAUCGAUGCAAAAACCACCGCCCCUAUUCUAUGCCAGCAAAGUCUACAAUAGUAACAUCAAACAGUAUUCCACAGCUUAAUUCUUACAUGUGUCUUUAUGUCGCUCCUAAACCUACUCCUAUUUAAUUAACAGUGUAUAUAUUCAUUUGUAUUAUUUAGACUUUGUAAGUUUGGUGUACAUGUAUUGUUUUUUCUUUUUUCCUACUCCUACAGCGGUUAGUUAGAUCACUACUAUUAGCAUUACUACUUCAUUAUUUAUUUUUUUGUUGCUGCUUUAAUAAAUUUUAAGUCAUCAUUCCAUAAAUGUAUUAUAAAUAAUUUAAAUAGGUGAAGCUGUUUUGUAUGGAGUAUAGUCUAGUGAGCAAGAAUUAUUCGUUUAUAUAUAAAUUAAUGUCGUUAUCGCCGUUUUGUCAUCGUAACUUACUUGAUUUGAGAAGUUUUAAUAAUAGAAUGGGUCAGUUUCAUUCUAUAAACUGAGUAUUAACUAGCUUUAUGUGUUUUCUACAAAACAUCUAGGUUAAAACAUAUACAUACGGCAUAAAUAGAAAUAGUUUAGAGAAUUUCCACAAGUGAAAUAUUUAAUUGAAAAUAUUUAUAAAUUAUUUCACAUUAACUACUUCAAAUUAACUUAAUGUUAUUGACAACUCCCAAUGAACUUUAUAAGACAAAAUUAUAAUUGGGACAGCCAUAGUUUCAUACAAAUACUAGUUGCUGCUUACACCUACUGUCGGUUGACAUACAUUGAUAAAUCUAUAUAUUUGCUUCAAGACCUAUUGUAACAGUAAUUAUAAAAUCAAGAUCGUUGACAUUUGGUUUUAGCUUUGUAGAUGUAAAUUAAUUACUUCAUUUUAGUAUUUUGAUAUAAUGUUCAUAUAUGUGGACUUAGAAAGAGUUGGAUAGAGCUUUAUUACUUGCCCCAAAAGUAUUUUCCUGGGGUUAUAAUUUAGUUUAAUAAUUUUUUUUUGUUUCAUAUAUUUAAUUCUAGUCUUGAAUUAUUUUGUUUUAGAAAGCCAUUAUUGUAAUUUGAGUGCAUCUUUCUUUAUGCAGUAAACUAUAAUAAAUUAUGUCAAAUUAUCUAAAUCAUGAAGUGUUAAUAUUUUUAGAAUUAGGUUUAUCUGUGUUAGAAUUGGAUAUCUUUAUAAAAAAAAUUUAAAUAAGAAAAGUUAAUUAUGUUCGUAAAUUUAUUUUAAUGUAGUCAUGGCAAUAAU